AUGGAGCUUGAGCCAGAACUUUCUGAGUUACUGACGAUUCAGUCAAAUGGUGAUAAGCAGACCGAGCAGUUUUUUGCUAGUGGUUGUGUGGCUCCAUCGUCAGCCCUACAAUCAUCGAGUCUCUCCACAAUAUCGUUAGGGAAUCCACUCACGGUGCAGGAUUCAGUGGACAAGUAUAGAGAAAUUGAAAAGACAAUCAUCAAAAUCCCACAAUUUGCCAGAGAAGGAGAAUUUCUAGAAUUUUUGGCGCAGAGUUUGAAGGAGGCGUCAUGGAAAGAUAGUCUUUCGGACAAGGCGGCUAGAUAUGAAAUCAUCGUGGAGAACCAGAGAGGUUCCACAUUGUUUGGUGUUCCUAUGUAUUCGAAGCAGUCGAUGUUCUACGGAGCGGAUCCGCCAACGUUUCAGGCAUUGAACGGUUGCGGCCUUGGAAACAUGGGGAUCUAUCCUUUACCUGGGCGUGACUGGCGCUGGAGCUGGGACAGCUGGCACGUGAUGAUGAUUAGUGAUGUAGACGAAGAUGGGUGGGUAUAUUCUAACAUUAGAUUUGGAAGCAAGUAUUGGAAGGGUACGAGGGGAUUUGGAAGGAUGGUCAGGCGCAGAGUAUGGGUUCGAAUGGCCGAGAGAGUUACCGUAGAGCAUGAUAAUGACUCGGACAGCGAGCUGGCAUCCACUCUUAUUGUGAAUGGAGGCGCCGAGACGUCGAGGGACGUUUCUUCGCCGAAAGAUCUGCCGGAAAGAUCUUCGAAUUUACCUCUUGUAAAACUUUCUGUGCCCGUUGCGUUACCUGAUCCUGAAUUGGAAUUGAAGUCAUUCUGUAAAUCACUGUCCAAAGAAGUUCUCGAUCGAUUGAAGUCCCAACGAAUUCUUGAGUUCUUCCUCAACGCUGAUACAUCUUUGCUUGCAUAUCUGACUAACGAUUUCGAUAAAAAGCAUCCUGCUAAACAUAUUGGGACAUCUAGCUACCUCAGAAUAAUCACAAAUUCAACUUGGAUAGAUAGACUCAUUAUGUCUCUUCGAUUCCACGAAUCCCGUACUAUUUUCCUGAGGAGGUUGAGUGCUCUUAUAGAUGAUCCACCACUUCAAAUCUCCCCCGAAAAAAGGACUCUUCUUGAGCAAAUAUGUAAGGAUGGCUAUAUAUGCAUCGGAAUGUAA
Molecule: messenger RNA, 1152 nt
Organism: Brettanomyces nanus
Lineage: Eukaryota; Fungi; Ascomycota; Pichiomycetes; Pichiales; Pichiaceae
Exons: 1
Coding region: 1-1152 (383 amino acids)
Source: RefSeq, a predicted model, not a curated record